UUCUUAAGGAAUUUAAGUCAUUUCUUUCCUGGAAUUUUGGUUUUGCUGUGGGGAUUUUAGAUGCAAUCUUCUGGUUACCUUCCCACUUGGAUCUCUGCCCUUUUUGCCUGCAUGGGAGCAGAGGUUGUUUUGGGUGCUUCGCGAAACCUUCACUGAUUACUGCGGUGGAUGAUCCGACACAAGGACUAAGGGUUCAGGGCCAGAAAAUGAAGAGAUCUAGCUUUUCUGAUGAUUUCUGGAAUAGCAGUGCAUGCGAAAUGGAGCAUAGAGGAGUCCAGUCCCAGAGAAGAAUGUCAUCGAACAACGCAUCGAAUCUUGAUCCUUCUGGCAGCACAAGUCAACAUUCUGAAUUUGUAAAUCAUGGCCUUCUUCUCUGGUACCAAACAAGGCAACAAUGGCUCGGAAAUAAGAGGCCUGAGAAACGGGUGCAACCUCGAGAAACCACGAUAAAUUGGAAUACAAUCUACGAGAGUUUGCAAGGCGAUCAUAAGCCAUUCCCUCACCCGAUUCCGCUUCCCGAAAUGGUGGAUUUUCUAGUUGGUAUUUGGGAGCAAGAGGGCUUGUGAACUUAAGCUGGAUGAUGCACAAAGAGUUACAAGAUUAGAAAGGAAAUAUUUUUCGAUUUUCAAUUGAAUUGUCCACGUCUCUUACUUUCUGUUGUAUUGUUCUU
Molecule: messenger RNA, 670 nt
Organism: Hibiscus syriacus
Lineage: Eukaryota; Viridiplantae; Streptophyta; Magnoliopsida; Malvales; Malvaceae
Exons: 6
Coding region: 207-566 (119 amino acids)
Source: RefSeq, a predicted model, not a curated record